This is a messenger RNA of Chaetomium fimeti, 2046 nucleotides long. RefSeq names its product glucose-regulated protein. Gene Ontology annotation, molecular function: ATP binding; ATP-dependent protein folding chaperone. Gene Ontology annotation, biological process: endoplasmic reticulum unfolded protein response. Gene Ontology annotation, cellular component: nucleus; endoplasmic reticulum lumen; endoplasmic reticulum chaperone complex. Bases 1 to 2046 code for a protein of 681 amino acids. The transcript has 12 exons. The record is from RefSeq and is a predicted model, not a curated record. NCBI's taxonomy places the organism in Eukaryota, Fungi, Ascomycota, Sordariomycetes, Sordariales, Chaetomiaceae.
AUGGGACAAAUACUUGGGGACCCCAUAUCCAUCGACAUGAUGCGCCCAAAAGGCCGGACAAAGACUUUGCCGCUGUCAGAUUGGGCGCCUGGGGCCGCAUGCGGCGUCAAGUCCUUUUGGGACAGGUCAGGAUCAAGCAGACCAGCAAGAGAACCCAUCAUUGGCAUUGACCUCGGGACAACAUACUCGUGUGUCGGCGUUAUCAAGGGCGACAGGGUAGACAUACUAGUAAACGACCAAGGAAACAGAAUAACACCGAGUUAUGUCGCGUUCGCCGAGAACGGGGAACGUCUUAUUGGAGACGCAGCGAAAAACCAAUACGCGAAUAAUCCAACGAACACAAUAUUCGACAUCAAACGGUUGAUAGGACGAAGCUUUUCGGAUAAAGGACUUCAAGCAGACAUAAAACACAUGCCAUUUAAGGUUGUUGCGGGCCCGGGGGAUAAACCGGUUGUCGAAGUCAACGUAGGGGGAGAAGCUCGACAGUUUACGCCAGAGGAGAUUAGCGCCAUGGUGCUCGGGAAGAUGAAGGAUGUUGCCGAAGCUUAUCUAGGCCAGAAGGUUAAACAUGCCGUCGUCACGGUCCCGGCCUACUUCAACGACAAGCAAAGACAAGCAACCAAAGACGCCGGAGCCAUCGCGGGCCUCAACGUCAUCCGCGUCGUGAACGAGCCCACCGCGGCAGCACUCGCGUAUGGCAUCAACAAGGAAGAAGGCGAGCACCAAGUCCUCGUCUACGACCUCGGCGGCGGCACCUUCGACGUCUCCCUCGUCUCGGUCGAGGACGACAACUUCCAAGUGCGCGCCACAGCCGGCAACACGCGCCUCGGCGGCGAAGACUUCGACAACCGCGUCAUCAGCCACCUGGCGCGCGCCUUCCAGCGCAAGCACGACGACGCAGCAGACCCGACGGGGGACGCGCGCGCGAUGGGCCGGCUGCGGCGCGAGGUCGAGAAGGCCAAGCGCACGCUCUCGUCGCAGCUCUCGGCGCGCAUCGAGAUCGAGGGUUUUUUUGGCGGGGUGGAUUUCGCCGAGACGCUGACGCGCGCCAAGUUUGAGCAGAUUAAUUUGAGGCUGUUCGAGAAGACGCUGGAGUCGGUGAAGCAGGUGCUGAGGGACGCGAAGGCGGAUAGGGCGGAUGUGACGGAUAUUGUGCUGGUGGGCGGGUCGACGCGGAUUCCCAAGAUUCGGAGCCUGGUGGAGGAGUUCUUUGGGAGGAAGGCUAGUGGGGGGGUUAAUCCUGACGAGGCCGUGGCGUUUGGCGCGGCGGUUCAGGGAGGGGUCCUCGGAGGCGUGAAGCUUAUGGAGAAGGUUUUACUGAUGGACGUGAACCCGCUUACCCUCGGAAUCGAGACGGCUGGAGGCGUGAUGACACAACUGAUUCAACGCAACACCCAACUCCCGACAGUUACGCUGACCUGUUCAUCAGACAACCAACCCUCGGUUAUGAUCAGAGUCUACGAGGGUGAGAGAUCGAUGACAAAGGACAACAACCUGCUCGGCAAGUUCGAGCUCACCGGUAUACCGCCGGCACCACGCGGUGUCCCCCAAAUUGAAGUCUCGUUUUCCGUUAGUGCCGAUGGCAUCCUCGAGGUCUCAGCCCAGGACAAGGGUACUGGGCGCAAGGAAACAAUCACGAUCAGCAAUGACGACGGCCGUUUAACCAAGGACGAAAUCGCACGCAUGAUUGCCGAAGCAGACAAGUUCGCCGACGAGGACAAGGAGGCUCGGGAGCGUAUCGAAGCGCGAAACGGCCUCGAGAACUACGCUUUCAGUUUGAAGAACCAGCUUGAGGACGAUAACGAGCUCGGAGGCAAGAUUGAUGAGGAUGAGAAAGAAACACUCCGGGACGCCGUGAGAGAAGCGACCGCCUGGAUCAACGAAUACGGGACGACGGCAACCGCUGACGACUUCGCCGAGCAAAGAGAGAAGCUGUCGGAUGUGGCGCAUCCCAUUACUAGGAAGUUAUAUGGUGGCGCCGACGACACGGGCAGCGCUGGAAACGACGAGAACGACGAGUUCGGCGAUUAUCAUGACGAGCUCUGA